AAACCCCGGGAUGGGAUUCCCAGCGCCGCUUCCCGGCAGGAGGAGGAGAGCCAGCUCCACCAGCUCCAGCAUGAGGGCAGUCCUGGUCCUGCUGCCGCUCUUGGCCGCUGCACAGGCGUUACACCGAGGGAAAGCUUAUGUCCGGGAGAAGGUCUGCCAGGAGUACAAGAUCCUGGGCAAGGAGAACUUCAGAACCCUGACCAUCAUUGACACCAGCCGGAAAUAUUCCAACGGCACCUUCCAGGAGAUCGACCACCUCGUCCGGGACAUCGUCUCCCUGGUCGAGACCUGCUGCGCCGACGGGGCUGACCCCUCCUGCUACGACGCCGGGUCCACGGCGCUGUCGGAGAAGUCCUGCCGGGCGGACUCGCCCUUCCCGGCGCAUCCCGGCACGGCGCAGUGCUGCGGCCAGCAGGGGCUGGAGCGCAAGCUGUGCCUGGCCGCCCUGCGGCACCCGCCCCCGGCCCUGCCCCGGUUCCUGCAGCCCUCCGACAGGGAGCUCUGCCACGCCUUCCGCCUGCAGCCCCGGGAAUUCGCCGACAGGUUUCUUUACGAGUAUGCCAGCAGCUACAGCCAGGCUCCCCUGCCUGUGCUCCUGGCCUCCACCGGCACCUUCCUCUCCAUGGUCUCCACCUGCUGCACCUCCCCUGCACCCACUGCCUGCUUCCUGAAGGAGAAACUGGAGAGGAAAACCAUCUCCCUGCUCACCCUGACGUCAAACCGGAUCUGCUCCCGCUUCUCGGCCUACGGCAAGGACAAAGCCAGCUUCAGCUCCCUGGCCUCGCUGGCCCAGAAGGUUCCCAGUGCCUCCUUCGAGGACCUGCUGCCCCUGGCCGAGGACGCUGCCGAGGUGGCUUCCCAGUGCUGUGACUCCAUGGCCGAGGACUGCAUGCAGAGGAAGCUCUUGGAGCACACGGCCAGAGUCUGCUCGGCGCUGUCGGCGCGGGACGGGCGCUUCGCCGGCUGCUGCAAGGGGAAAAACCUGAUGGAGAACCAUUUCUGCAUCCUGGCCAUGCCCCCUGCUCCGGCUCCCAGGCUGCCAGAGCCACCAGAGCCGACCAAUAAGGAGCUGUGUGCCAAGGAGGGGGCUCUCCAUGCCACCAGGUUCCUGUUCGAGCUGGCCCGGAGGCACCCCAGCCUCCCCGAGGCCGUCCUCGCCAAGCUCUUCGACUCCUCCGGGAAACUCCGGCAGGAAUGCUGCUCCUCCAAGGACCCCUCCGCCUGCUGGGACAGCAAGCGCCGGCGGAUCGAAGCAGAGCUGUUCCCGUUCCUGGCAAAGGCCGACCAGCUCUGCGGGCAGUACCACAAGCUGCCAUUCCUUGAGUUCAAGAAGAGCCUGCGGGACAGCCUGGCCCAGGCCGAGCCCAGCCCGGCGCAGCUGGAGCAGCUCCUGGAGCAGCGAGCGUCCUUCGCCUCCUCCUGCUGCCUCCCGGACGCCCCGCCGCUCCUCUGCGCCUCCAAGGUGAGCUCGGAGCUGGGCGAGCUGUGCCAGGAGGAUUCCUGCCUGCUGGGAUAGGCUGCCGGCGGCAGGGAUCGCUUCUCCGGGGAUCGCGCACGGAUGGAGCGGGACCACGAGGCGGAGCGCGGGACGGGACAUCGGGAGGGAGCAUCGAGGAGCUGGGCUGGAGCACGUCCGGCAGAUGGAGAGUGUCACCGAGCCCACAGCCGCCCUUGUAUUCCUGCAGCCGAAAUAAAGACAAAAAUGCCCUGCA
Molecule: messenger RNA, 1712 nt
Organism: Haemorhous mexicanus (house finch)
Lineage: Eukaryota; Metazoa; Chordata; Aves; Passeriformes; Fringillidae
Gene: GC
Product: GC vitamin D binding protein
Exons: 12
Coding region: 11-1516 (501 amino acids)
Biological process (GO): vitamin transport
Cellular component (GO): blood microparticle; cytoplasm
Molecular function (GO): vitamin transmembrane transporter activity; vitamin D binding
Source: RefSeq, a predicted model, not a curated record